Messenger RNA from Puccinia triticina, 1734 nucleotides. RefSeq lists its product as uncharacterized. NCBI's taxonomy places the organism in Eukaryota, Fungi, Basidiomycota, Pucciniomycetes, Pucciniales, Pucciniaceae. The record is from RefSeq and is a predicted model, not a curated record. The transcript has 6 exons. The coding region runs from base 1 to 1734 and encodes 577 amino acids.
AUGUCGCCCCCCGCAUCUCCUCCCUCCACUCCGCCUGCGCCGGCCGACUCGACCCCCCUCAACCCCCACCAGCGCUCCUUCUCGGUCUCCUCCCUCUCCCAGAAUGCCUACUACCAUCUCUACCACAGUCUGCCCUCGACCCCCAAGCUCAGCCUGCCCCUCCAUCGCACCUCGAUCGUCGACCAAGCCACCUCAACCCAUUCCCACCACCAAAUCAUCGCCAUCGCAGCCAAGAAACUCAUCGUUGUCUUCGCUUCAGUCCAUUCAGUCAUCAGUGCCGCAUCCCUCGCGCUAGCAUUGAUCAGGAGACGAAGAGCAACCAUAAGAGGUGAGAAGCGCUCCUUAUGGCAUGUGGUCAAGACGGUGUGGUCGGACGAGAAGAUCGCCAGGCUGGCCGCCUUCCUGGGCUCAUAUUCCGCACUCUGGACGCUCGCCUUCCCGGCGCUAUCCAAGCUCAGAAACCAGGCCGAGCCCGAUCCCUCCGUCGCCCCCGAUCAGAAACUCCAGCCACCCCUCGAUCGGCACCGCAUCCAGCUCGCGAGGUUCAUCGCCGACUGGGCCGCCGCAGUGGCGGGCGCGAUCGCCGGACUGGCCUUGCUUGCCCAGGCCAAACAGGAGCGCGUCAACUUGGCACCCAAUAUAUUCUGUCGAGGUUUAUAUACCUUACUGAAGUACAGACCAUUAUUCAAGUUCCCCCAUGGAGAUCUAAUCUUGUUUGGGCUCUCGAAUGCCCAGAUCAUGUCGGCAUUUGUGCUCAGGCCACAGACCUUACCAGCAUGGUACUGGCAAUGGAUCCGGCGCUCGGGAAGCUUAGACCUCAAGUUCCUCGAGCUCCACCGGCUCCUCAACACGCACAAGCUACGCGACAUGGCGCUCCCCAAGCAAGUCAUCGAUCUCACGCGGCCGCGGACGCGCGCUAACGAUCUGCGGCUCAGGAACUGGCUCAGCCAUCCCGAUCCGCUCGCCGCGCCUGCCGCCCCCUGCCACUUCAACCACUCAUCCUUCGACAGCUGUAUCCUCGGUAACGGCUCGCGCACUUGGGGCGCUUUCAAGUCCAUGGUCCCCACCUAUACCAUCUUACAUCUCGUCCCGGCCCUCUUGUUCAGAAGCAAAAUGUUCAUCAAAUCGCCGCUCUUAUUCCUGGUCUCGAUCGCAAGAAAGACGGCCUCCUCGGCCUUAUUCCUAGCCACCUUUGUCUGGAUCAUCCUCUUCUCAGUGUGUAUCCCCUCCCGUCUCUACGAAGCUUCACAUGGCUCGAUCAAGUUACGCGGUUCGGCGUGGAACGGGGUUGUUGGCUUUGCAACUGCGUUCUCAUUGCUAUGGGAGGAUCCUAGACGAAGAGGCGAACUAGCUUUAUACUGUGCUCCGAAGGCGUUAGCCUCGGUCUGGCAAGUGAUGAAGAUCAAAGGCCUCGUCAAGAGUCUGGCAUACGGCGAGAUGAUUCUGGCAAGCAUGGGCACGAGCAUGUUGAUGCACUGCUUUGUCCAUGCGCCCCAGAGCAUGCCCGCCCUGAUCAGAGGCACCUUAGGCCAACUCAUCGACCCCCAUUUCCCGGGAAGAUCCGCCGCCCUCAACCAUCCCAAGACAAAGCAGAUCCCUCUCCAUCCUUCCUCCUCCGAGUCCCCCCCAGGUGACGCUCCUCCUGGAAACCUGCCCAGAAACCUCUCGCAGACCCGUAAUGUCGAGAAGAUUAGUUACUUUGGCGUGCUUGAUAAAGAGGUCCAGAACGCGUGA